Molecule: messenger RNA, 6410 nt
Organism: Labeo rohita (rohu)
Lineage: Eukaryota; Metazoa; Chordata; Actinopteri; Cypriniformes; Cyprinidae
Gene: agap3
Product: ArfGAP with GTPase domain, ankyrin repeat and PH domain 3
Exons: 18
Coding region: 202-4065 (1287 amino acids)
Cellular component (GO): nucleus
Molecular function (GO): GTPase activity; GTP binding; GTPase activator activity
Source: RefSeq, a predicted model, not a curated record
CCCCCGACUGUGUCUCCGUCUCGCGCUAGUCAAAGGUGAGGGAUUAUUCUUGCUUUUGGAAUGUGGCCUGGAGGUGAAAGACUCCGAGAGCGACCGUGUUAGAGAGAACGGAGAACAAGAAAUGUGAUUUUUAAAGGCAGGAUCACAUCUCUUCACCAAGACCAAGUUGAUAGAACUCUAUCGAAGUUGCUUUUUUACAGAAUGGGACUCCAGGAGGAGGUACAGACUCUCACUCCUGGGAAGAGAGGAGAGGCUGAGCUGGGAGUUAUAAAGAACCACCUGGGAGAGGAAGAGGACGACGACGAGAGACAAGAGGCGGAUCAGAGGGAGGAACGUCAAGAAAGCCCGGGGCUGAGGAGGAGUGUAGUUGGAAAGCUCAACAGGUGGCUUUACCUGAGUAGCACAGGGAAUGGGGGGUGGAGGAAAGGGGAAGUACUAGGAAUGAGGACGGACCGGUUGCCUCCCUUCCUCCAAGACAGCAGUGCGCUACAAUCAUCUACGGAAGACUUCGACUUGGCUGGGGAAGAAAAAGCAUGGACCGAAGAACUCCAUGCUGAUCUUUGCCACAUUCCCGUUAAGGAGCUAAUUUGUAAUGUGGAAAAUGCAACAGAACCUCAUGUGGCGGUCUUCCGAAGGCCUGCACAUGGGCUACGGCUCCUGGGCAGCAGAAGAACGGUGAGCAUGUUCGUCUUCCCAGACGACACCAGGAGACACCAAACCUCAGCGACCAACCACCAAGACAACUCUCGGAGUGAUUGUAUGUUGGAAGCUACCAACUCAAAUAACAAUCUUCAGCCUACCUCGACCCAUAAUAAGCAAGGUUGUCCGGAUGUGGUCCAACGGUGUAGGACAAGACGCGCAGAGCUUCGUGCGAUAGACGGUCUAAAAUCCGACAUGCCGCCUUCUGUCAGCCUGGUUCAUCGUCAACUGGAAGAACCACCAAGACAUCGGACUUUGAAAAGCAAGAACAAACCACGGCCUGUUAGCAUGACCGUUCUUGAGCUCAAUAAAGAGUGUAGUGGAUCCCGGGAUGAGCUCGCAAGUCACGCUUCCACUGGCACCGGGAGUUUGCCUCGUCCUGGCUUCCGAUGGAGAUGGUUUGGUCGACAGGCAACUGGAAAGCAACUGGAGACUUCAGCGAAGCUGAAGGAACCUAACAAGACGGAAGAACCGAAGACAACCUUCGGAUCCCUGCGGAGGAGCUUGAGUCUACGGAUGAGGCGGAACCGGUAUCAAGUUGAACAGGAGAAUCGAAAUGAACGGAGACGCACUUCAAGUAUUAGCGAGCAAUCGAUGCAAACCACUCGCCCGUUUUCCUACCUUACUGGGAGGACGCUAACGCCAGCUCAGGAGCAAGAUGAGGAUCAAGGGGCCACGCAGUAUAUCCAGUACCAAACUCAGGGCAAGGUGGCAGUCUUGGAGGUCCCACUCCGUCCUGCCAAACUAACAAAGCCCACCAAGCAAUUGCAACCAGAGACUAGUUUCUGGCAGCUGAUUGCUAGUCGUUUUAAGAGGAAAGACCCGUUGUCCAGCAACAAAUCUGAGCUGUGCUCUGAAAGCCAAGCAGUUGGCUGCCACCCCCCUGCGAGAAAUAAAAAGCCAGAUUCUGUUGCUAUAGAGACUCCAGCUGGCAUUGGUUUCCGCAAAGGUCAAGAUUCCUUCGUUAACAGUCAGGAAUGGACAUUGAGUCGAUCAGUACCAGAGCUCAAAGUGGGCAUCGUGGGAAACCUGUCCAGUGGGAAGUCAGCGCUAGUUCACCGGUAUCUGACAGGAACAUAUGUCCAGGAGGAGUCGCCCGAGGGAGGGAGGUUUAAAAAGGAGAUUGUGGUGGAUGGACAGAGUUAUCUCUUGCUGAUCAGGGAUGAAGGCGGCCCGCCAGAACUGCAGUUUGCUGCCUGGGUGGACGCAGUGGUGUUCGUCUUCAGCUUGGAGGAUGAGAUCAGCUUCCAGACCGUUUAUAACUACUUCCUGCGUCUUUCCAGCUACAGGAACACGGCAGAGGUUCCCAUGGUGCUGGUGGGGACGCAGGAUGCCAUCAGCGCUGCCAAUCCGAGAGUGAUAGAUGACGCCCGGGCUCGAAAACUGUCCAAUGACCUGAAACGCUCCACGUAUUACGAAACCUGCUCCACCUAUGGGCUUAACGUGGAGAGAGUCUUUCAAGACGUUGCUCAGAAAGUGGUGGCGCUGAGGAAAAAACAACAGCUUUCUAUUGGUCCGUGUAAAUCUCUGCCCAACUCUCCCAGCCACUCGUCGGUCCCGGCCGCGUCCAUCCCCUCUGUACACAUCAAUCAGGCUGCUAAUGGAGGAGGCGCGUUCAGCGAUUACUCCUCCUCAGUUCCCUCCACCCCCAGCAUAAGCCAGAGGGAGAUGCGCAUCGAGACGGUGGCCGCCUCCAACACUCCCACACCCAUCCGCAAGCAGUCCAAACGGCGCUCCAACAUCUUCACAUCACGGAAAGCCAGUGAUCAGACAAAGAGCAUUGAGAGUAAAACUGACAGUAUAGGGAGUGGAAGGGCCAUACCCAUCAAACAGGGGAUUUUAUUAAAAAGAAGUGGGAAGUCACUUAAUAAGGAGUGGAAGAAGAAAUACGUCACUUUGUGUGACAACGGUCUGCUCACGUACCACCCCAGUUUACAUGACUACAUGCAGAACGUCCAUGGUAAAGAAAUUGAUUUGCUGCGAACGACGGUGAAGGUUCCCGGGAAAAGGCCGCCCAGAGCAGUGGCGACGGUCGCCCCUACAGCCAGCCCCAAAACCAACGGACUGACCAAAGACCGCAGCACUUUACAACUCGGCAUUGGGGCCACAAGCACUCCUCACUCUAACAGCAGCAGUUCCCUGCAGUCCGGGGGUUCGGUGGCCGGUGUGGCUUUGGGGAGUAAUAAAGAGGGAAUGCACCAGCGUUCGUUCUCCGUGUCCAGUGCAGAACAGUGGAGUGAGGCCGUUAUCAGCACCACAGCAGCCAAUGGAAUGACAGAUCCUCUCAGCUCCGCCCCUGGCAUGAGCAGCGCCACCAGCCCCAAACUUGAACCUCCACCAUCACCUCACGCCAACCGCAAGAAACACAGACGGAAAAAGAGCACAGGCAUAACCAAACCGGACGGCCUUUCUGCAGGGAAUGAAGAGCAAGAGGAGUCGUUUGAGUUCAUCAUUGUGUCCCUGACGGGUCAGAUGUGGCAUUUUGAGGCGUCCACGUAUGAGGAGAGAGAGCUCUGGGUUCAGGCCAUUGAGAGCCAGAUAUUUGCCAGUCUACAGUCCUGUGAGAGCAGCAAGAACAAGUCUCGAUUAGGAAGCCAGAGUGAUGCAGUGGCCAUCCAGUCCAUCAGGAACGUGAGGGGAAACAGCUUCUGUGCAGACUGUGACGCCCCCAAUCCGGACUGGGCCAGUCUAAACCUCGGUGCUCUGAUCUGUAUCGAGUGCUCCGGGAUGCACAGGAACCUGGGCACCCAUCUGUCCCGCGUACGCUCUCUGGACCUGGACGACUGGCCGGUGGAGCUCAGCAUGGUGAUGACAGCCAUCGGGAACGCCAUGGCCAACAGCGUAUGGGAGGGCUGUGUAGAGGGAUACACCAAACCCGGGGUGGACAGCACCAGGGAAGAGAAGGAGCGCUGGAUCCGGGCGAAGUACGAGCAGAAGCUGUUCCUGGUGGGUCUUCCUCAGUCCGACGUGCCGCUGGGACAGCAGCUCCUGCGGGCCGUGGUUGAGGACGACCUGAGGCUGGUGGUUCUCCUGCUGGCCCACGGCACCAAGGAAGAGGUCAACGAGACGUAUGGGGACGGAGACGGACGUACCGCCCUGCACCUGUCCUGCGCCAUGGCUAACGUGGUCAUCACGCAGCUGCUCAUCUGGUACGGCGUGGACGUGAAGAGUCGCGACGCCCGCGGUCAGACGCCCCUGUCCUACGCCCAGCGCGCAGGAAGUCAGGAGUGCGUCGACAUCCUCAUCCAACACGGCUGUCCCGGGGACGGCGGCGGCGGACUGUCGACGCCCACGGCCACCCGACACAAUCCCAACAUCAACAACAACGCUCAAUGCGAGCUGAACCGUAGUGUUAGCAUCAUGUGAUCGUGGCCCGCAGUGUCUCUAGUGUCUCUUCUCAGAGCGUCCAUGUUGAUGUUCCCAUAGAUGCUGCUCUCGUUAAAUGCCAUCGUUUCCCUCAGCAGUACGUCUUUAUUAGGAAACUGUGCGUAGUGCCACGCGUGUCACGUAAACCCAUUACCCCAUGACGACUUCCUGUGACCAAUGUUAGCGAGAAUUAGCAGUGUUAACAUUAUCAAUGCGUGUUAUUUUUAAGCUGAAGAAAAUUAUGUUUUUAAGGAUCCUUUCUUGUGUGUGUAUAGAACAAAAAAAAUGAAAUGAUGGGCAACAAGUUCUAAACAAAAUAAGUUUUAUUUUUAAGGUGCAUCGAUUUAAAAAAUAAUCUGAUGACAGUAAUGGAUCCUCCGCAUUGCGCCCAUACGUUUUUGUCCAUCGGAACAUUAAAUUAUGUUGUUACAAGGACAGUUAAUCUAAAAAUGACAAUUCUGUUAUUUCAAACUCUUAUUUGAAAUUUCAAACAAAACACACAAAUAAGAUAUUUUGAAGAAUGUUGGUGACCAAAACGUUUUGGUUUCCAUUGACUUCCAUUAUGUCGACAAGUCAGUGGGAACCAAAACUUUUUGGUCACCAACAUUCUUCAAAAUAUGUUCUAGAAUGACAUGAGGCAGAGUAAAUAAUGACAAAAUUUUCAUUUUUGGGUGAACUAUCCCAUCAAAAUCAACGAUUUUGAUGAAACCUGUCAAGAACAUGUCUAUGUAUUUCACCCUAAAGUCAAAAGAAAAUAAAAUAGCUUUACUACUUUCAUUUUAAGGUUUAAGUAAGUGUCAGAUAUUUGCAUUUUAAUUUUUUUUAUUUGAAUCGCUACAAAAUACUUUGGAAGCCCAUUUUGGCCACUGAAUAAAAAAUAAAAUGUAAUUGCGACUUACCUCACAAUUAUGACUUUUUUUCUCUCCGAAUUUCUGCAAUUCCAAAUUUUUUUCUUACGAAUCUGUAUCUUGCAUUUCAGACUUUAUCACAGAUUUGAUUCUCGCAAUUCAGAAUUUUUUUCUCGUAAUUUCAAGUUUAUCUUGCAAUUCUGACUUUUUAUCCUCACAAAUUUGUAUCUCACAAUUCAGAAUUUCUUUUCUCGCAAAUUUGUAUCUCGCAAUUCUAACAUUUCUCUUGCGAAUUUGUAUCUCGAAAUUCCGAGUUUAUAUCUCGCAAUUCUGACUUUUUUCUCACAAAUUUGUAUCUUGCAAUUCUGAGGUUUUUCCUUGUAAUUAUGAGUCUAUCUCGUAUUUCAGAAUUUUUUUUUUUUGCAAUUACGAGUUCAUAUCUCGCAAAUCUGACGUUUCUCACAAAUUUGUAUCUCGCAAUUCUGAGUUUAUGUCUCGCAAUUCUAACAUUUUUCUUGCGAAUUUGUAUCUCGGAAUUUCAAGUUCAUAUCUCACAAUUCCGACUUUUUUCUCACAAAUUUGUAUCUCGUAAUUCUGAGUUUAUAUCUCGCAAAUCUGACUUUUUUUCUCACAAAUUUGUAUCUCGCAAUUCUGACAUUUUUUUCACAAAUUUCGUAACUCAAACUUUUUUCUAGCAAUUACGAGUUUAUAUUGCAAUUCAGACUUUUUUUCUCGCAAAUGAUGAGUUUAUAUCUUGCAAAUCAGACUUUUUCUCUUUCAGUUGCAAGUUUAUAUAUCUCAAUUCUGAGAAAAAAAAGUCUGAAUUGUGAGAUUUAAAAAAUCACCUUUUUUAUUUUUUAUUCAGUUGUGGAAAUGGAAUAAAUAAAAUACUAUAUUAUAAUUAUAUUAAAAAUAAUAUUGAAAGGAAUAAACAGUAGAAUAUGUAUUAAAAAUUUGGAGAAACAAAAAAAGAUGCAUUUUAAUAAUUAAAAUUUUGGUGGAAAAAUGUGCAGAAAAAAUCACAAUGCAAAGCAAACUUAAUAUUCCUUAAUUUUUUACAUGCAAAAUAUAUUUUGUAAUUUUUUAUUUUGACUUUUGGUGACCUGGGCAUAUUCUUGUUAAGUUGUGUUCUUGUUGAUUUUUCCAAUUUAUGCUAAACACCGAACAUUUAAGUGCAUAUUUCACUCAAGCUUCACCACCGUUGUGCCCUUGAACAGAGCUCAAAAACACUAAGACUGCUGGGUAACACAUUACCAUUUGUAGCAUCAGUGCAAUAUAACCAAACCCAAAUCAUCCCACUCAUUGCUGUUUUACACUUAGCCUUUACAUGAUUGUCUUGGAAAGGCUUGAUUACCUGACGAAUACUGUGUUAUUACGGAUGCCUUGUGCGAAUCAUUUCCGGACCGGUCUGAAGUGGUCUUAUAACAGUUUGACACUGACGUCCCUCUCUUGCCUAAUGACAGAUCCAUUCAGUAGCAGCGGACGGUACCGACCCAC